GUAUCAACCAAACACCAUCCUCAACGACACAACAGAACAAGCUUUCUCUCGUUAAGCGGCGCAACCUUCGAGCGAGGCACGUGAUGGAGGGACUGUGGCGGCUGCUGAUCGCGGGGUGCGCGUGUCACUUCCUGUCGAGUGCCUGCGCCUUCGGCGUGGGAACCGCCGGCAGUCCUGCGCAGUGCAAGCGCGCCGAGUUUGUCCCCGGUCACAACCUGGCGGGGGAGGGCCUGGACAUCGUGACCAUGCAGAGGAAAGGAGCGUACGUGGUGGACCUGGAGAAGUGGGGCAGCGCCAACGGAAGCUGCACCCUCGUGCGGAACAGGUACCAGUCCAACCGGCUGCAGAAGCUUCCCACGGCCGUGGUGCACUGGCGGAGCCUCGGGAACUGCCGAAAGGGAGUCACGAGUAAGAGGUACGAGUCGAGCGAGUCGCUGGUGGAGGACGCCACCUCCAGCGCGCAAACCAGCUGGAAGAUCGGCCUGGGCAUUCGGGGCGUGGCCGGCAUUUCCGUGGGCGGAACCCACUCCAGAGUGGCCACCUUCGCCUCCAGGAAGUCCAGGAGAGACAAGUACAGCUUCGUCAGUCAAGAGGUCCACUGCAGUUUCUACAGAUACAGACUUGCUGCCGAGCUGCCACUUCAUGCAGAGUUUCAGGGCGUGAUCAGAAGACUCCAGAAAAGGCGCAGUAGCUCAGACUUCGAGCAGCUGAUCGCCACCUACGGCACUCAUUACAUCGUGGAGGUGCGGCUGGGGGGCAGGGCGAAGGACGUCACCGCCAUCAGGACCUGCCAGGCCGCCAUGAUGGGCCUGUCCGUCACGGAGGUGAUGGAUUGCCUGGAGGUCGAGGCGUCUGGCACGUACAAAUCCGUCACGCUGCGGGCUGAGGCCCGGCACUGCAGGAGGGACAGCCGCAGGAUGCAGAACAGGCAGAGUUUCCGCAGCAUGUUCAGAGAGCACCACUCCGAGGUGGUGGGCGGGGAGCACGGGUCCAACCUGCUCUUCUCCAAGAACCCCAGGUCCUACCUCUACUGGAUGAACUCCCUGAAGGCCAAGCCUGACAUAGUGCUCUACACCGCCAGGCCCCUGUUCUUCCUGCUGCCCCAGCAGCAUCCGGCCAGGCAGGGGCUGCGGACCGCCAUCAGGAGUUACAUCAUGAGGAACGCCCUGGUGAGGAAGUGCUCGGGGUCGUGCCGCGGGAGGAGGUCCAGCAGGCGGGACCCCUGCGCCUGCGUGUGCCGCAGUGACGGUCGGAUCACGGGCAGCUGCUGCCCGCGCAGACCGGGGCUGGCCAAGCUGUCCGUCUACGGCCUCUACGCCAGAAAGCUGUACGGCGACGUGAUGACGCAGACCGACGGCUCGGUGCUGGUGCGCUACGGGGGGAGGGCGGGCCGCACCGAAAUCAUUCCCAACAACGACAACCCGCGCUGGCGCAAGACCUUCCGCUUCGGCCCCGUCGUGCUCAACAUGGGCACGCGUCUCAAGUUCGAGGUGUACGACGAAGACAGACGCUGGAACAGCGACCUCCUGGGGCGGUGCUCCGUGGCGCCCCGACAGGGAACCGUGAGUGACAGCUGCAUGUUCAAAUACGGGACCUUCUUCUUCACCUACAGAGUGACGUGCGCCCCCAGCCUGGGCGGCAACAGAUGUCAGGAGUAUAUCCCCUCUCCCAUGCGUCGGUCCCUGGCGAAGACGUACUACUCCAGAAACGGUUUCCUUGCCGGCGAGCGCUGGGAGGCCGUGCUUGCGGGGAAUCACUCCCAGCUUGCAGGCCUUGGUUCCGGGUUCGAGGACCGCAGUGGCGAAUAGGAAGGGCUUGGCAUCAGGCGCAGCCAAUUGCAUUUGUUUUUACAGUUGUCAUGGCAGCUCAUCCAAUGCAAUAAUUUCCUGUUACAUCUUACUUGCAGCCUGUAUUAAUCAAAACUGUUUGUUGUUGUUUUUUUUGCUUGUCUCUGCCGAAUCUGCUUCCACUCAGUAACUAUUUUUACAGCAAUAAAGCAUUGAUAAAGACAAAA
Conger conger (European conger) is the source of this 2014-nucleotide messenger RNA. RefSeq names its product perforin-1-like. Lineage: Eukaryota; Metazoa; Chordata; Actinopteri; Anguilliformes; Congridae. The transcript is spliced from 3 exons. The record is from RefSeq and is a predicted model, not a curated record. Bases 84 to 1808 code for a protein of 574 amino acids.